This is a messenger RNA of Stegodyphus dumicola, 3698 nucleotides long. RefSeq lists its product as uncharacterized. The record is from RefSeq and is a predicted model, not a curated record. Gene Ontology annotation, cellular component: nucleus; cytoplasm. Gene Ontology annotation, biological process: mRNA stabilization; meiotic cell cycle; male meiosis I. NCBI's taxonomy places the organism in Eukaryota, Metazoa, Arthropoda, Arachnida, Araneae, Eresidae.
AGCGGUUCUAUUACUCAGCCCUCCACAAUUAAUUUUCUUCCUUCAGCGGAAUCGUCUCUAAAACUCAGAACUUGCAGCAGUAAUGAAGAUUUUUCAUUUCUUUCUCGCAAUGUAUGCAUGAACAGUCAUUUGGUGAAGGAAGAUUGUGGUUCUAAUCUGGUUCACAAUGAUCAUAACAUGCCAGAAUGUCUUGCUACCAAUGAACAAAUACAGCCUACUUUAAAAUACAUAAAUAAUUCAACUUCUGGUAGCCAUGAAAGGAGCACCUGUAUAUCCUGGGCUCAUUCACCAUUUAGUCAAAGACUGCCAUCUGCAUACUUUGAUAAAGAGGUCAUUGAUUCCUGCAAAGACCCUGAUAUCAUGGCUCUUCGUACAAAUGCAUCAUGUGGUGUGACUGAAGGAUUCACAACACCUCAUGUAGGAAGUGAUGGAUGUGGUCUUGAUGACUUGGUAUCAAAAAUUGUAGAUGAUGAUCAUCUGAAUUCUGCUUUUCUUCAAGAGCAUGCAGAGCUUUUAGGUUUAACCUUAAAUGGUGGGAUGUUUGCCUCUAAUGGUUGCAGUAAUCCAACUUCAACUCAGAAUAACAUGUGGUCUCAGAUGCGAUAUAACAGUGAGAAAAAGAAUAAUCAGGAGUAUAUGUCACAUUCCACUGUAGUUGAUAGUGACAGUGUGGGUUUCACAGAGAAAGCAAGCCAAUCUCAGCACUUGGGUCCAAAUUUUUGUUUUAACUCUUUUGAGCAUGAAAAUAGUGAUAUGCCGUCAUUGAAUUAUCAUAACAAAAUUCAUCAGGUUUCAAGGCAUCCUCGACAAAUGUUUUUGCAGCCUGAAGGGAAUAUUUGCAGUUAUGAAGAUUUAGAAAAUUUCAGCACUUUACAAAAACCUCAAAAUCCAGAUAAUGAUUUAUUCAAUGAACCUGAUUUUAGAUUUUCAGACUUGGAUGCUAAUACAAUGUGCGAUUCUGAGGACCAGCAAUGUUUUUGGACCCAGGACUUUGGGAAACAAGUAUCAGAAGCCUUAAAUAUGGCCACAAGUGUUGCUUCAUGGCCCCCAUUUUCCAUUUCAUUGUCAUUUCCUCAGCAAACAUCUAGUCAAAUAAAUUCGUGUAUUUCUACGCCAGCACAUUUUAAUGAAUUAGCAAGGAAACAGGAAAGAGAGAAAUCUACUAAUGGAGAGAUAUCUAUGAUGAUGCCCAAUGGUUCAAAUUAUAAAGACAGUGGGCGCCAAAGUAACAGAAUGUUUCAUCCCAUAUCUUCAUCUAGUUCCAAUUUAAGUUCAGAGUCUCAAGAUGUUAUUGCAUCAGCUCUUAAUCAAAACGUUUUAAACAUAGCAAAUAUUUCCGAAGCUCACGAGUCUUAUCCUACAUCUUCUCAUGUUAAUUCUGGUAUGAAUUCAUGUUCUUCCGUUAAAAGUUCAGUACCUACAGUGAAUCGAAAUGGCCAUAUAAGCCGAAUUGCACAAGCCUAUCAAAACUUUCCCAGGAAUCUUAGUUCACGCUACCAUUCUCUACAAAAGCCCAUGUUGUCAUCACAGACAGCAUCAGAUGGUGAUUGCAUCUGUCCAAUAUAUGAAAAUGUACCCACAAGCAAUUCUAAUUAUGAUAGUGUAUCUCCUGUACGAAAUGGAAAUACUUUGAAUAAAUUGCAGUGUCCGAGAUCACAUCAGUCGCAAUCGAACUCUGCUGCUUUCUGCUGUAUGAAACAACCAGACUUUAUAAAACAUUGUGUGCGUGGGAAUGACAUGUCAUGCUUAGAUAAAAAUCCGGGUCUUUCUGAGUAUGAAAAACCUUUGGUAAGUGCAAUCAAUUCCAGUAGAUUGCCAGUAUCACCUGAAGUUCUUCAACAUUUAUCAGCUCGUACUAUUGCUGGGUUAUAUGCUUUUGGUUUGUACCACGAUAUGCUGCAUGCUGAUUUGAAUAGCUGUGAUUCAGGAUCUGUUGCUUUAUCACCUGGAGUGAAAUAUCCUUCACAUUUGUUAAAUUCAUCAUCUGUAUCAGAUUCCAUUUUUGAAGUUUAUCAUCCAUAUGAUUUUGUGCAUCGUCGAGGACCAUCAUCUGUGUAUGGAGCAAAUGAUGUAUUUUUUGAUCCAACUUCUUCAGCAUUUUUUUCUGUACCCCCUACUUUUAUUGGAAUGCGGCCUCUUCGGCGUAGUGGUCCAUCCAAUGAAUUGCAUCUUCGUCUUGAAGAAUGCUAUGAGCAGUUUAGGCAUCUUGAAAAAGAAAGGAAAAAGACUGAAGCUGAGCUUGCUAGACAAAAUCCAGGUAAAAAAGUCUCUAGUACAAAUACUAUACCAAUUCCACGCUUGGCAGCUAAUCCAUCUCGUGUUGAUCGUCUCAUAAUUGAUGAAUUACGUGAGCAUGCUAAGGUGAUAACAUUAGUGGCAAAAAUGGAACAGCUAAGAAAAGUAGGAGUUCAUCCUAAUAUUCAUUUGACAAUGGAGAAGUGGUUAGAAGCUAUUAGGAAUGUUCAGGCACGUAGGAGAGAUGAAAUAAUUAAUGUUGCAAAUCGUCAGCGAAGCUCAGCAACUAGAAUUCAGGAAGAUAAAGAUGUUGUAGCUUUGGCUGCAAGUAUCAUGGAGCUGACAAAAGCUUCUCGACAGGCACGGACAUCAAUGUGGUGUGCAUUAAUCACAACUGUGCUUUUUGAUGUUGAUCCUGAUGUUGCUACUGCUCAGUUAUUGCCUCCAGAUAUUCAAGAAAGUGAAGAAAAUGGUGCUUCAGCAACUGGUGAUGAUCCAGUUUCAAACUCUGAUUUGGCAGGUACUAAAGUUGACUGUUCUGUCAGCAAAGGAAGUGGAGAAUCUAAUUCAGAUCAGCCGCAUACAGCAACGAUUGCAAGUCCUGCAAAAGAAAACAGAACCACUCCCAGUGUUGUUGUCGUUAAUAAGAUAUGUCAGCCUUCUUUGGUGUUAGAGGGUACGCCAAAUUCUCUUGUCGAUAAUGUGGAAAAUGCUGCUUCAUAAUUAGCUGUGUUUUCCAACAAGUGUUAAAAUUAACUGCUGUUAUAGAAUAAGAAAUGUAUGUUGUUUUAGCUCUUGGAAUAAUAUAGAAUUUUGAUGUGAUUUACACCUGCUUUGCAAGUAUUUCGUAAUAGAGUGAGAAUUAUGAUGCAAUAUCUUUAAUAUUGCCUUGUUCCAUUAAAUACCCCCUUCCAUGUUUUAAGAACAGAAAUUUUAAGAAUCAUAGUACAAGUGUUAUGUGUGAAUGCUUCAUACGUGAAGAUAGUGGCAGCUAUAUAGCAAAUAGUUGUCAAUCCUCAGAAAAUGUGUUUAAUGAAAAUUUUCAUUGCAGUUAGAGUAGUUUGAUGAUUUUUAACUAUUCAUGUUGCUUAACACGAAUGAUGUACAGUUUUGCCUUUUAAAGAUGUUAUUAUUCCUCCCUUUUGAUGUAGUAUUUUCUAAAUAUCUGAUGGCAAUUUUCUGCAUUUUAAGUGAUUUACUGAAUUGUAAAUUUUUAAAUUCUUUAUUUUAUUUAAAGCUUAAGGCGUGUUGAAUAUCUGUGGCCAAUAUUAAUAUCUUGAAAUUGAUUUAAUUGGUUUGUGUAUGUAAAUUACAGUUUCAGUUGUGUACAAAAUAAAUCAGCAUUUCCUCCAAACUUUUAAAGAACUUUUUUUGUAAUUUUUUUAAUUAUAUGUAUUAAAUAAUGAAACUUCCUUUACAAUUAUAAUUGUUCAUAUCAAAAUUCUGCAAACUUUGCAGUAAUA